This is a messenger RNA of Archocentrus centrarchus (flier cichlid), 1759 nucleotides long. It is a transcript of the gene mbpa, whose product is annotated as myelin basic protein a. The transcript has 7 exons. Lineage: Eukaryota; Metazoa; Chordata; Actinopteri; Cichliformes; Cichlidae. The record is from RefSeq and is a predicted model, not a curated record. Bases 187 to 537 code for a protein of 116 amino acids. Gene Ontology annotation, molecular function: structural constituent of myelin sheath.
AUGGUGCCCUUGGGCCAAGGGGAUGACACCUUCUUCAAAGACGGCCCCUGAGCGUCAGAUGGGCUGCGAACCACCCUGAAGGAGCGGCAGAGCCGGGUGUUGGCACUGUGAGCUUUGGAGUAGGUCAGGAGAGGACUACUGAGAAAACAGAGAGGUCAACGCCACCAAACCUCAGCAGCAGCUAGCAUGGCUACAGCAAGCACCUCAGGGCAGAGCGCCUUCGGGCUCGGGAGGAAAAAGAAGAACCCUGGUCUGAUGGAUCAGAUUAGCAAAUUCUUUGGAGGAGACAAAAAGAAGAGGAGCAAGGGGUCUUUCCGGGGUCAUCUGGCCGCCUCACCCCAGCAGUCCUCUUCUCGUCGUCGGACCAACGAAAAUGCUGUUGUGCAUUUCUUCAGGAGCAUUGUUUCCUCUCCUCGUCCUAAAUCCAGGUGGAGAGACGUCUUGGGUUUGGCCACGUCACCGCGUGCUGAGAGCACAAAGUCGCCGGUCAGAAGACGCAGAGACCAAAGCACGCUGUCCAGACUCUUCAACCUGUGAUGCUCUCAUCAGAGAUCAGGAGAAGGAAAGUCCCGUGCACCCUCUAAACGCUGGAGCACCAUCUUCUAAGCUCUCCGCCGAGGACCAAACCACAGAUCCAACACCGGUGAGACCAGAUGAAGGAGGAGGAGGAGAGGCAGACACGUGUGCGGCGGACUCACAACCUCAAGAGAUGUUAACCUACUAACAUGAGCCUCCUGUAUCUUUAGACAGAGACACAACAUUAGCAUUAAAAAAAAAGAAAAACUUUUCUGGGUAUGUUGUUGGUGCCGAUUUUAUUUUUAAUUCUUCUUCUAAGGGAUUAUGUAUCUGUUUGUAAGAGGUUCAGUCGUGCUUUUAGUAAAAAUCAUUGUCUGAUGGUGCUAGUGUCUGCUGUCUGAGGUGUGUUCAUGGCAGAUGUUUGUUUCUUAUGUGUCUGCUGUCACCUGCAUUUUGUACAUGAGUGAUGCUUUAUGGGUCUCGCUGCUUCCUAGAAACACAGCUCACACACCAAACAAAACAAACACACUUUCACAUGUGAAAUCGUGACAGAGGGCGUCCCGUUUCUGCUUGAGUACCUCACAAAGGAGCUGAAAACCUGCAGCAUGCAGCAGCAUGGACUCUAAUAUUGUUUUUAACACCACUGUUUUAGUUCUGUUAUGCCUCGGUGUAAUUAAUCAGCAUGUAUGAUAUGAUGCUAACUCUACCAGAAUAUAAUAAAGAUGCCCUUUUGAAUGCACUGUUUCACAGCUCACAAAUCUGCUAAAAGUCUUCUGUUGUCUUCUCUGCAGCUUUCGCCUCUUUCUCACUUCGUGAUUUUUAUCUGUGCUAUUUUAAGUUUUAUGGUUAUUUGUGUUUUCAGAGGACGGUUUGUGUGUUUUUUUGUAGCUGAUGGUUAAUUUGCAAGUGGUUCAAAGGUUUAAGGAUGAAGCAGCAAGAUGGCGCGAGGAGCACGGCACUGUGGGACAGGAUGUUGGAUUCACGUGUUCUGAUACAUAAUUUGUCACCUUUUUAUUUUGUUUGUAAUAAAUGACACUGCCGCUCUCAUUUCUGCUUGAUUUCUGCCUGUAUGUUCACUUUAGUUGAAUAGACAAAAGCACUGUAAAGAUGAGGUGGCUAACAUGUGGUGGUGCUACGGGAACAGGAGCUGGUACUUAGAAAAGUGUUGUGCUUCCUCUUAAUGUAAACUCCCUGUUUGUGAUGUACAGCCUAACUUUUAAUAAACACCUUUACGUUUCUCAGA